AUGACCCAGACGGUCAACGAAAGGGAGGACCCCCUUAAUCUGGGCGGCGGCGGCUGGGCAUCCUCCAUUCCAUUGCGCACCUGGUCCUCCUACCAUCGAAGGCAGAGGGGCGCUCCGAUGUCCAAGCGGCGAUACCGUGAUGGCCCCAAAACUGAGUAUGAGGUUCCCAGGAAACAACCCAAGCAACAUCGCAUCCCUGGCCCUUGGUUUCAGCCACCUAGAGGGCCCUAUUGGGCCCUGUACUCCAAUUGGGGGCGCUGCAGAGGGCCCUGGCGCCCACCUCUCAUAGCAUUCCAGAGCCCCCUGUGCCCAGCGCAGAUGAUCCGGGCCUAUGGUCUGCACCCACUCUGCGUCUGCUGCUGCUCCUGCUGGAGCGGGCCCUGGAACCCCGGCUGGGAGAGACCCCCGGGUAGAAAGAAGCGCUGGGGACGCAGGGGUCGUGGCCUGCGCCGCCACCCUCGUCGCUCCUUCCCGAGGAAUCCACCAAUAGACCUGAGCAAGAUGCUGCGCCCCGUUAACCUGUAUGGGUGGCGGGCGCCUGGGAUGAGAGCGCCAAGAAACACGACCCAGUUCAUCAUGAACCAGGUCUAUGAAGACAUGAGGCAGCAAGAGAAGCUGGAGCGCCAGCAGGCAGCAUUGAGGGCACAGCAAGCCCAGGCUGGUGGCAUCUCCCCAGGAGACUCCACUACCAAUGAUGCGCCCCACAGCGGCGUCGAAGAAGAUUCGCAGUUGCCGGAAGAUCUGUAUGGCUUCCUGCAGGAUCCCUCUCUAACCUUUAGUCCCGCUCCAGUGCAGCAAAACCAGUCUCCCACCCCAGGGCUGGUAGACGAAGAGGAGAAAAAUGUUGAUGAUGAGUGUGACGAAGAGGUUUGUGAUGAAAAAGAGGAGAGCGAAGAGGAGGAGGAGGAGGAGGAGGAAGUGGACAGAGAGUCAGAGGAUGAAGAUGUGGAUGAGGAGGAAGUCGAAGAGGCUGAAACUGGGGAGGAAGGAGUAGAGGAUCAAGAAGAGGAUGUGUUGGAAGAGGCGGGGCUGGAGGAGGGAGAACAGAGAGAGGAAGACAAAUUUUUGCCUCUGGGAAUGCCUUUGUCAAUCCUAGUAGGGGACGAAGAAGAGAGAGAGAACUUUAUGAACUAUGAUUAUUUAAGCCAAGAACAAAUAAUUCCCCAUGUGCCAGAGGCAGAUCUAUUUAUGGUACCGGACAUUAGUCAUUAG
Apodemus sylvaticus (European woodmouse) is the source of this 1212-nucleotide messenger RNA. RefSeq names its product coiled-coil glutamate rich protein 1 (gene Ccer1). The record is from RefSeq and is a predicted model, not a curated record. Bases 1 to 1212 code for a protein of 403 amino acids. Lineage: Eukaryota; Metazoa; Chordata; Mammalia; Rodentia; Muridae. The transcript has a single exon.